Molecule: messenger RNA, 1095 nt
Organism: Neurospora tetraspora
Lineage: Eukaryota; Fungi; Ascomycota; Sordariomycetes; Sordariales; Sordariaceae
Product: Serine/threonine-protein phosphatase PP2A catalytic subunit
Exons: 7
Coding region: 1-1095 (364 amino acids)
Biological process (GO): mitotic cell cycle
Cellular component (GO): cytosol
Molecular function (GO): protein serine/threonine phosphatase activity
Source: RefSeq, a predicted model, not a curated record
AUGGAUACGAAUAUGGAGGAUGUCGGGCGCGUUCCCGCCGAGCUUACCUCGUCGAACUUCGAGCCAACCACCAUCCCGACACUGGACGGCUGGAUUGAGAGCUUGAUGAACUGCAAGCAGUUGGCCGAGUCUGACGUCCAGAGAUUGUGCGAGAAGGUCGGUCCCGCCAUCAUUUCGCCCGCCGUUUACCACCGCGAUCGCGCCCGCGCCGGCUUGGCUUCCCGCACGUUAAACCCCCCUGCCGCUGUCGCUGCCGCUGCUGCUACCGCACGCGAAGUCCUCCAAGACGAGUCCAACGUUCAGCCGGUGAAAUGCCCCGUUACCGUUUGUGGAGAUAUCCACGGUCAGUUCCAUGACUUGAUGGAGCUCUUCAAGAUCGGAGGUUCGAACCCGGACACAAACUAUCUAUUCAUGGGUGAUUAUGUCGAUCGUGGAUAUUACUCAGUUGAGACUGUUACUUUGCUCGUCGCCCUCAAGAUCCGAUACCCCAACCGCAUCACCAUUUUGCGCGGCAACCACGAGUCGCGCCAGAUCACACAAGUAUACGGCUUCUACGACGAGUGCCUGCGCAAGUAUGGUAAUGCCAACGUCUGGAAGUACUUUACCGAUCUUUUCGACUAUCUUCCUCUCACCGCCCUGAUUGACAACCAAAUCUUCUGCUUGCACGGCGGUCUUUCCCCUAGCAUCGACACGCUCGACAACAUCAGAGCGCUCGACAGAAUCCAGGAGGUUCCCCACGAGGGCCCCAUGUGCGACCUGCUGUGGUCGGAUCCCGAUGACCGUUGCGGAUGGGGAAUCUCGCCCCGUGGUGCAGGCUAUACCUUCGGCCAGGAUAUCUCGGAAGCUUUCAACCACAACAACGGUUUGACGCUUAUUGCCAGAGCGCAUCAGCUUGUGAUGGAGGGUUACAACUGGUCCCAAGACAGGAACGUUGUCACCAUAUUCUCGGCACCCAACUACUGCUACAGGUGCGGUAACCAAGCCGCCAUCAUGGAAAUUGAUGAACACCUGAAAUACACAUUCCUGCAAUUCGACCCGUGCCCUAGGGCUGGCGAACCUAUGGUCUCGAGACGAACUCCCGAUUACUUCCUUUAA